CAAGUCUAUACUCUCCGACAUUUCACCACGGCACUCUGCCCGCCACGUAUUGUGCACCAAAAUUGCCACGUCUCGUUGCCUGGCUAGGCGAGGUGAUAUGUUGGUCCAGUUUAUUUUAUUUUGUUUUCAUUUUACGACUUCGGCCGGCUUUCAUUUCGAUCCUGUUGAAGGGAAUGCGACAGUUGGUACAUCCCUCACUCUGACCUGGUAUAGAGAUCAAGGCGACCCACAAGAAUUUAAAUUUAAGCGAAGAAAUAGCACUCAAUAUUUGGGUCAGGGGGAUCCAGUACCUUUCACACCGCCUGAUAGUGGUACCACCGACGGGACAGUGAUGGUCAAUUUUCCAAAUCCUGGAAAAUAUACCAUUGAUGUGAUAGUCGACAAAAGCGGUUUGGUACCGAUGAGCCCACUGAUUAACGUCAUUAAUCGGGAUCCCCUCAGCACUACGACGACUGGAGCUGCUAGCACUCCAAGGGACACCCAAUCCACGUGCGUUGUCUGUUAAUUUCGUACAAUUCCCCGCCUUAUAAUUUAUAUGCCUAUCCAGGACCCAGACUUCAUCGGAUUUUUUGGAUUCACCCCCUACGAACGCGAGUCAAAAUGCAUCGUCUUCCGAUAGUUUGCGAUUGAAAACACACGAAAUUGUUGGUGCCACAGUCGGAUCUUUUGUAUUCUUGUUAUUCCUAG
Desarmillaria tabescens is the source of this 687-nucleotide messenger RNA. RefSeq lists its product as uncharacterized. The coding region runs from base 98 to 505 and encodes 135 amino acids. Lineage: Eukaryota; Fungi; Basidiomycota; Agaricomycetes; Agaricales; Physalacriaceae. The record is from RefSeq and is a predicted model, not a curated record. The transcript has 3 exons.